AUGUCCGCCUCCGAAACGGCGUCGGCGCCGUUCAACGGCUAUUCCGUCGGCCGAGUUCCUGGCACGGCCGACUCUAAUGAAGAGAAGCGGAACUUGCCAACGGGUGACGACGAGUCCACAAACAACGACUCCAACCAGGAGGAACCGUCCGCCGAGGCCGCGGCCGCAGUUGCCGCAGGCACCACGGGCGUUGAGCCUCCAAUAGAGGUGCCGACAGAGGCGCCAGCCGAGGAAUUCAAGGAGGGCGGCUACGGCUGGGUCGUCGUGCUGGCGGUGUUCUUGCUCAACGCACACACGUGGGGCGUCAACUCGGCGUAUGCCGUCUUUCUGGCCUACUACCUCAACAACGACGCCUUCCCCGGCGCGAGCGCCAUCGAAUAUGCCUUUGUCGGCGGCCUGUCCAUCUCCAUUGCCCUGCUUGUCUCGCCGCUGUCCACGGUGUGUGUGGGCCGUUUCGGCACCCGCGCAACCCUGUUGGUCGGCAUUUUUUUCGAGACGCUGGCCUUUAUCGGCGCCUCGUUUACGCGCAAGAUCUGGCAUCUGAUGCUGUCGCAAGGCAUCGCCUUCGGCAUCGGCAUGGGCUUCAUCUUUGUCGCCUCCGUCGGCAUCGUCCCCCAGUGGUUCACCAAGCGCCGCUCGUUUGCCAAUGCCCUGGGCACCGCCGGCUCCGGCUUCGGCGGCCUCACCUAUUCCCUCGCCACCAACGCCAUGAUCCGCAACAUCAGCCUCGCCUGGGCCUUCCGCAUCCUCGCCAUUGUGUCCUUUGCCGCCAACUUGGUCUCCACCAUCCUCGUCCGCGACCGCAACAAGGUCGUCGGCUCCAUCCAUGUGGGCUUCCGCCUGAGCCUGCUGAAGCGUGUCGAAUACGUCCUGCUCGUCACCUGGGCCUUCUUUUGCAUUCUCGGCUACAUCAUCGUCAUCUUCUCGCUGCCCGCGUACACCCAGGCCGUCGGCGGCACCGCCUACCAGGGCUCCAUUGUCGCCGCCAUGUUCAACCUGUCGCAGGGUCUCGGCCGUCCCUUGAUUGGCUUCUUGAGUGACCCCGUCGGCCGCCUCAAUGUCAUGGGCCUCGGCACACUAACCGCCUCGGUCAGCGCCCUCUUCAUCUGGAUCUUUGCUGGCAAGUACUAUGCUGGCGCCAUCAUCUACGCGCUGCUCGGCGCCUUUUCCGGCCUGCUGUGGGCCACCGUCGCCCCCGUCACCGCCGAGAUCGUCGGUAUUCCCCUGCUGCCGGCCGCCCUGUCCGUCCUGUGGAUUAUCCUGGUGCCGCCCGCCACCUGCGCCGAGGCCAUUGGUCUGAGCUUGCGCACCGACUCCGGCAGCGACUCCUACCUGCACGUCCAGCUGUUUGCCGGCUUCUGCUUCCUCGCCGCCUUCAUCGCCGGCUGGCUGCUGCGCGCCUGGAAGCUGCACCAGCUCGAAGACGCUACCAACGAGCAGAGCGGCGCACCGCGCGAAUCAUUCUACCGCUACCUCCUCAGGUUCGCGUGGGUCUUCAAGGUACAGCGUGUGUAG
Molecule: messenger RNA, 1515 nt
Organism: Sporothrix schenckii 1099-18
Lineage: Eukaryota; Fungi; Ascomycota; Sordariomycetes; Ophiostomatales; Ophiostomataceae
Product: MFS transporter (Mch2)
Exons: 1
Coding region: 1-1515 (504 amino acids)
Biological process (GO): transmembrane transport
Molecular function (GO): transmembrane transporter activity
Source: RefSeq, a predicted model, not a curated record